GCAGCGCAGAUUCUUAUGAAAAUAUUGGUUGAACACCUUUAAAUGUCCGGCAGGAAGACGGGGCACCUGGCUUCAAGAGAUGGCACGAAAAGCAAUGGGAAUCUUUUAUCUUUGUCUCUGCGUUGGCCUCGCGUAUUCACAGAGGUCUACUAUCACUCCAGCUCCAUCAACCGCUACAGAAAACAAGAACCAGGCCACAGCCCCCACGACCAUCAGCAUGACACAAACGUCCAGCGUAAUACCAACAGCCAGCACGACAGGAACACCCAACAUAACAAAUUCCUACGCAACAAAAGUGCCCAACGUAACAACCGCCAACACAACCGGAGUGCCCAACACAACGCCAAAUGUGCCUCCCAGUGGAUCAGAAAAUGCGAGCACGGUUGUAAACACCACCGUGACCCCGUUGGCUGCAAAUGGCACCCAGACAACUGCGGCCAACCAGACCAACAUUGUAGCCUCUACCUCCAGUCCUAAUAGCACACUGUCGACCCUAGCCCCCACCACACACACGACGGCGAACUCCACAGUCACACCAACAUUGAAUGCCACAGCUCCUACUCUAUUCACCAAUACAAAGACAACAGAGUUAACACCAGAGGCUGGUUUCCCAAAACGCUGGACUCUAGACGCUGGACUAAUUGCUCUUAUUAUAUUCCUGGUGGUAAUUUUAAUUAUUGGGGUGUUCGUUACUAUAGUGAGAUGUUCACACCAAGGGAAACCUGAGUUUAAACGGCUUCAAGAAUUGCCAAUGAACAGAUUAAAUGAAGAGGCUCCAUUUGCACAGUAUCCGCCCAAAUAACCCAGAACGCUGGCUUGACUGCAUGAGAAUGUUCUGGAAAGUGAUAUGACGCUUGUUUGGCUGUUGAUUAAGUUACUCACCAGUUUAUCUCUUCUCACUCACUCAUUUUCUUACUGUUCUGCCCAUAGUUGCAUGGUUAACCCUUUAAUCAUGGAAGACGUAAUGAGCUCUAACUUAGCUGCUGUAGAAAAGCCUGCUCGCUUAAAAUAGAAAGUGGAUUUUAUAUUGGAGAUGAUUACAAAGAGCUUCUAAUCUCGGGCAUGAGGCCGCUGUAAUUGUUUGGGUCUUGGCUGUUAGUAACUAUCCAAUUUUUCCACAAAUUGGUGUUGCAAAAGUAAUUUGGUUCUUGAACUUUAACAGGCAAAAUGUUUUCUCUUUGAACAAACAGUGGAUGUUUUUUAAAAUGGGAUUCCUAUCUUUGAGGCGGUACACUUGUUCCAGCAACUGUCCUGACCAGAUGUCAAUGAUCCAGACUUGAAUUUGAGCUGAGAGGCCCCAAUAAAACCCCCAAUUUGCCUGGGCCCUCGAACCCUUAGAACUUGCAAAGUACCUCAGGCCCCUGAAGCAUUUCUUCAAAAGGUAGUCACCGUUGUAAAGUAGGUGAAUGCAGUUGUCAACCAGUGCACAGUAAGAUCCCACAAACAAUGACGAAGUGAAUGAUGGUGAGACUACUAGUUGUUCAGUUUGUAACUUAGCACUGGCACCUUAUCUGCUCAACAGUCACAGUGGGGAAUGGGUGAGGAAGGACAAUUUCUGGCUAUUGCCCUGCAGCCUUCUGUAUCUGAGCCAACAAUAACUUCCAUUUAUAUAGAACGUUCAAUGUAGUAAAACAUCCUAAGGUGCUUCACAGGUGCCAAAAAAGAAAUUUGUAUGGAACUACGUAAAGAGUUAUUAGGACUGGGUGAAGCAAUAGGUUUUAAGGAGUAAAAACAGAAAAUUCUGGAAAAACUCAGCAGGUUUGGCAGCAUCCAUGGUUAGAGAAACAGGGGUAACGUUUCAAGUCCGUGUAUGACUCUUCUUCAGAGUCUUUUAUUUCAGAUUUGCAGCUUUUGGAGUAUUUUGCUUUUACCUUAGGUUUUAAGGAGCAGCUGAGACAGAGGUAGAAAGCCCAGGUACCAGAGCUUAGGGCCCAGGCAGCUGAAGCCACAACUGCUAACACUGGACCGAUAGAACCCCAGGAUGCACAAGAGGCCAGAAUUGGAGGAGCAAAGAGACCUUGGAGAGCUUCAGGGCUGGAGGAGGUUUAAGAGAUAGGGGAGGGGCGAGGAGAGAUUUGAAAACAGGGGUGAAAAUAUUAAAACUAAGGCGUUGCCGGGCCAGGAGCCAAUGUCAAUCAGAGAGCACAGGGGUAAUGGGACUUGGGUGUGAGUUAGGAUUUGGGCUGAUGAGCUUAGGGUGCAAGGUAGAAAGCUUACCAGGGGUGGAUUGGUUUAGUUUAGCACAAUCAGCAAAAUUGCACCCACAUUCUAUCAAAGGAGCUCUGAGAAAAUAAGGAGGCACAAAGGGACUGUGGUUCAGAAAGUGGAGUUUAAUCUCCAAAACUUGGCCUGAUGGAUAAGGCAACACUGAUUUUCACUACAGCCUGAGAGAAUUCACAGGAGUCAAAUGGGCAAGGACAAAAUCUGCAUUACUGACAUUAGGACAUAGAAACAGUAGGAGGCCAUUCAGCCCUUUUUAUCCACUUCUGUUAUUCAAUGAUAUCUUAGCUGAGAUCAGUAUCUCAACUCCAUCCACCUGCCUUGGUUCUGUAACACAGAACACACUUACCCAACAACAAUCUACCAAUCUUAGUUUUGACAUUUUCAAUUACCUACCCCCGCCCAGUCUCAUCAGCCUUUUGGGGGAAAGAGUUCCAGAUUUCCGCACCACUUUUAGCUAGAACUGUUGUAAAACAUUUUGCUGAUGUCUAUGAUGCAGUUUCCAAUCUUUCUUGAAAAUAAUCAAGCAAACUUGCUCAGAUUGACAUUGGGAUCGUUACUGGAUUCAAUGGUCUCCAGUUUGGGGAAGAUGGGAGAGCAGCCAAGGUUCAUUUUCCUGAGGUGGUGAAAGGCGCUAUAUCAAUGCAAGCUCUCUCUUUCUAUACAGUCAUGGACACUGUCAUGGGGUGCCUGUAUGGGUCACAUACCUGUGCUCCCUUGCUGUGGUCUCCAUGGUGAUGAUGUGCCUAACUCAAAACUGAAUGGGAAAAGCCACUUUCUAAUGAAUCCCUGCUCUUAGAACAUCAGAAACAGCAGAAGGAGUAGGACAAUGGGCUACUCGAGCCUGCUCUGCCGUUCAGCAAGAUCAUGGUUGAUCUGAUUGUGGCCUUAAAUCCACUUUCCUGCCUGUCCCCCAUAACCCUUGUCUCCCUUGUCAAUCAAAGAUCCGUCUAACUCAGCCUUG
This is a messenger RNA of Carcharodon carcharias (great white shark), 3184 nucleotides long. RefSeq names its product cell wall protein DAN4-like. The coding region runs from base 80 to 802 and encodes 240 amino acids. Lineage: Eukaryota; Metazoa; Chordata; Chondrichthyes; Lamniformes; Lamnidae. The record is from RefSeq and is a predicted model, not a curated record. The transcript is spliced from 5 exons.